AUGUUGCCCAAACGCAAGGCUUCCGACCGGAAUGACAUCGACAAAGAAAAUAUUCCCGAGAGCAGUCCGGGAUGGAAAUCGCUCUUCGGAUUCACGACUAGAAGACACCUGCCAACUCUCAUAUUCGGGUCUAUCUUCGCCCUAGUUGCUAGUCUUGUCACGCCGGCACUUGCAAUCUUUCUUGGCAAUGUGUUCGACUCGUUUACCUCUUUCGGUGCUGAUCACACUGAUUCCCAAGGGCUUCAUAGCCAAGUAAUCACGAAUUGCUUUGGAAUGAUUGGACUGGGAGUGGCUGGUUGGUUCCUGAACGGUGCAUACUAUGCUUUGUUUGUUGCAUUUGGGGAAAUGCAGGCCUCCGUUAUUCGCAGCCAAGUGUUUCUAGAGUUGCUAAAUCGCGACGUUGAAUGGUUUGAGGCCAAAAGCGAGGGCUCCGGGGCUUUGUUGUCGGGGAUUCAAGCGCAUAUCCAUGAAAUGCAGAUGGCGACAUCACAGCCACUCGGACUUGUGCUGCAAUACUCAUGCCGUUCACUGGCUUCACUAGGGCUGGGCUUCUACACAUCAUGGAGCCUCUCUCUGGUAACUCUUGCAGGAAUUCCCAUAUUCUCAGCAAUUAUCGGAUUCCUUUCCUCCAAAAUGAAAUUUAGCAUUACAGCCCAGCAGGCUGAGCUCACCGAGGCUUCCAAAGUUGCCAACAAUGCUAUCACCAAUAUUGACACUGUCAAAUGCCUCAAUGGGCAAGCCUUCGAGCAUCGGAACUUUGCUGAACGCAUUGAGAGAUCUGCUACACACUACCUUCGACAAGCUCGACACAAUUCUCUGCAAAUUGCUAUCAUCCGCUGGAUGAUGUUCGGGAUGUUUGUUCAGGGUUUCUGGUAUGGCAGUUCGCUUGCACGUGCCGGGGAACUCACAUCCGGAGAAGUGCUCAGAACUUUCUGGGCCUGUCUGACCGCAGCUCAAUCUAUCGAGCAGGUCUUGCCCCAGGUGAUCGUGAUGGAAAAAGGAAAGGUUGCUGGUGCCGCCUUGAGAUCGAUAAUACAAAGCCGGAGAGAAGACAAAAUUGUGAACGAGGUGAAGGGAACGCGGUAUCCGGAACACUGUGAAGGUGAUAUCGAGGUCAAAAACCCUGACCAAUGUGUGCUCAAACCGUCGAGCUUUUUCUUCCCUGCUGGAGAAACGACGUUUGUUAUAGGGAAAAGCGGCUCUGGUAAAAGUACACUCAGCCAACUGCUGAUGCGGUUCUACUUGCCAACCUCAGGCGAAAUACUGAUUGACCAUAACCCAAUGCAAGAACUCGACACCAACUGGAUCCGCAACAACAUUACUCUUUUAGAGCAAAAGAGUGUUCUCUUCAAUGAGUCUGUGCUUACAAACAUCGCCUUCGGUCGCCAGGACCAUGAAACCAUCACUAAGGAAGAUGUCAAAGAUCCCAUCGAGUUGGCCAUGCUUGAGAACACAAUCGACGGUCUUCCCAAAGGAAUUGACACUUGCGUUGGACCGGGUGGAAACUUUUUGAGCGGCGGCCAAAGGCAGCGAGUUGCAAUUGCCAGAGCGAAAUUACGUGACACGCCAAUCCUAAUCCUGGAUGAACCCAGCAGUGCUCUUGAUCACACCAACCGAGUCGCAGUGAUGAAAGCAAUCCGCGAGUGGCGGAAAGGAAAGACAACCAUCAUCAUCACCCACGAUAUGUCACAAAUCAUGGAACAGGAUUUCCUUUACAUCCUCGAACAGGGUUCUAUUGUGAACUCCGGUUACAGGUAUGCCGUCGAGGUAAGUCCGGGGAGCGAAAAGUAUUUCCAUACCAAAGGCAAUGGUCGUCUGGAGACCAACACCCAGAACAAGAGGGACAUUCCGUGGGAGAGCUCAUCAUCGGAGAGCUAUGACACCUUAAGACCUCCAACAGAUUUCUUCGGACAUCAUCGGUCCAGGACAUCCUGGGCUCAAGGCCACAUUCCCCCGAGCUUUCGCUCUGGCUCGCUAGACUUGACGACGAGAAGGAAUUCGGAAUAUGUGGUCGGGAAUGGGGAUUCCACCGUGCAAGAUUGGAGCCAACGUUUUUCGUUCAUGGCAGAAGGAUGUAGUCCCCAACGGGACUUGAAAGAAAUAACUAUUCCCACAGAAGAAGUCGAAAUGGUUCACAUUAAUGACCAGGGCUUGAACUCGGAUCCACGGCCCAAUGAAUACACCGCGACAGAUCAAUCGGAAACGAAGCGCAGUCGAAGAUCUCAUGGCCGCCGCAAGAAAUCAAAAGAGCAGCACAUACCGAAGGAAAGAAUGACUCCACUCUCUCAAAUUAUGGGCACCAUUCUGUCGACUUUAACGAUGAGACAGCGAAUCAUCCUCUUCCUGGGAUUCGCCGCAGCACUAGCCCAUGCAAGUGCAACUCCGAUAUUCUCAUAUUGUCUGUCGCAGCUGUUUGGAACCUUCUAUGCUGGAACCAACAGUGGACAUCUGACAAUGACAUGGUCACUUGCUGUACUAGGGGUGUCUUUCGGCGAUGGCCUUGCGUCCUUUUUCAUGCAUUACUUCCUAGAACUCUGCGGCGAGGCUUGGCUGGAUUCUUUUAGAAGAAAUGCCUUUGAACGCAUUCUCAAUCAACCACGGGCCUGGUUUGAGAAAGAUGGUAACGGAUCUCUCAGACUCAUAUCGUCUCUCGAUCAGAAUGGAGAAGACAUGCGGAACCUACUAGGUCGAUUCGCUGGUUUUGUGGUUGUUGCUGCAUCAAUCACCGUCAUGGCAAUUAUCUGGAGUUUGAUUGUUUGCUGGAAGUUGACACUUGUUGCUCUUUCCUGUGGGCCUGUCAUUUAUGUUAUCACUCGAGGCUUUGAGGGAACAAAUGGGUUAUGGGAAAGACGAUGCAAUGAUGCGAACAAUAUCGCCGCCGAUGUCUUUACCGAGACCUUUUCAGAGAUCCGUACCGUGAGAACAUUGACGUUGGAAGGUCACUUCCAUCGUAAACAAGCUAAUGCGAUCGCGCGCUGCUUGCUGCUGGGGUUGAAGCGUGCCAUGUAUACUGGCAUACUUUUCGGUAUGGUAGAAUCGACAGUCAUAUUUUCUAGCGCUUUGAUAUUCUAUUAUGGAUCGGUGCUCGCAGCAUCUCGCGAGUUCAAUGUGAACGAUGUGAUGAUGGUAUUCUCGAUGCUACUUUUCAGCAUAGGAUACGCUGCUCAGAUUCUCUCAUGGAUUCCUCAGAUCAACACCUCCCGCGAGAUAGCGACGCAGCUUAUUCGUCUUGCAAACCUCCCACAAGAUGGAUCCCACGAGCACCUCGGCAGUUUGACCGUUUCAAAGCCCACCCCAAUCAAGCUCACCAACCUGAAUUUCCGAUAUCCCUCUCGGCCAAACACAAUGGUUUUGAAGAAUGUCUCGAUUUCCAUCCCACCCAACUCCUGCACGGCGCUCGUAGGACGAUCAGGGUCUGGAAAAUCCACAAUCGCGUCGCUGCUAUUAUCCCUCUACGAAGCUCCGGCCUCCCAAACUGGACAACCCACAGUGACACUCGGCGGUGCAGACAUCCUUCGGCUGCAUGUUCCUACUCUCCGCUCACAGAUCUCUAUCGUAUCGCAACAACCAACUAUUUUCCCCGGCACCAUUCAUGAAAAUAUCAGCUACGGGCUACAUCAACAUUCACCUCUGGCUUCAUCUCAUAGUGUCCGCGCCGCCGCCCAAGGAGCAGGGAUUGAUGAUUUCAUCUCUUCUCUCCCUCAGGGAUACAACACUGUGAUCGGAGAUGGUGGGGUUGGUCUUUCCGGUGGCCAGAAACAGCGUGUGGUCAUUGCACGGGCUCUUUUGCGUCAACCUCAAAUCUUGAUUCUCGAUGAAGCCACAUCCAGCUUGGAUCCAGUGGGUGCGGAGAUUGUGCGGCAGACAGUGCAGCAGUUGGUGGCCGUGCGUCGGGGGCUUACUGUCAUCAUUAUCACGCACUCGAAGGAAAUGAUCGAGAUUGCGAAUCAUGUCGUUGUUCUGGACCAGGGAGCUGUUGUAGAGGAUGGACCGUACCAGGCUCUGGCGAAAAUGGAAGGUGGCAAGUUGAACGCCUUGAUCAGUGACCCUGAGGAAGUUGGUGGUUAG
Penicillium hordei is the source of this 4068-nucleotide messenger RNA. Its product is annotated as ABC transporter ATP-binding protein. The record is from RefSeq and is a predicted model, not a curated record. Lineage: Eukaryota; Fungi; Ascomycota; Eurotiomycetes; Eurotiales; Aspergillaceae. Gene Ontology annotation, molecular function: ATP binding; ABC-type oligopeptide transporter activity; ATP hydrolysis activity. The transcript is spliced from 5 exons. Gene Ontology annotation, biological process: transmembrane transport. Gene Ontology annotation, cellular component: membrane. Bases 1 to 4068 code for a protein of 1355 amino acids.